AGUCGCUCAACCAGGGCAAAAAUUCCCUGCUAGCGAUAGAAUGUUUUAGUGGACUGUCAUGGGCGAUUCGCAGUUCAACGCGGACACGUUAAUGUUCCUACCAAGCCUGGGUUUCUAUGCCGAUGUGUAGUGGAUAGCAGUUCAACGCUGGAUAUGACAACAAGGAUAUACAUCCAAAUUAUGUCGGUAUUUUAACACAAAGGAGUUUGACAGAACGCGGAAAUCUAGUUCAGCAUAUACCAUGUGCUAGCAAGCGAUCGUCAGUGGGCUUGUGUCAUGUGGCUUACUACAUAGGCCGAUAAGAGGAUUCGAGUCGAAGUAUGACGACCAAAAUUGUUUAUUUUGUGGUUGACGGACGAAAUGAACAAACAGAAUUCCGCGGGAACGAUGACACAGAAGAUAUGCGAGAAACUUUCCGAGCUGCAGCAGAAGCAGGUCCAAACGACAUCCUGAAGUUAUACAAUACGCGUGGAAACCUCAUCAACAUUUCACCGGCACUGGCGGAAAAUACGCCGGACACGCGGUACAAGCUGGAAGUAGUUGCGUCACACUGUACGGGUAAACAAACAACUUUAGUCUCUCACCUUGGUUUUGACAUGAACUCGUUAGAGCAAAGGUUACAGAGGCUAGAGAAGCGGGUGUUUGUGGACAACGGUGACAUCCCCUCCAUCGUCCACGACAUGAAGGAGAAGGUGGAAGACUUUAAGGAAAAACUAGAGGGUGUUGAACAUUUAAGCUGGCUAGGUCUGUUCAAGGAUAUCUCAAGUGGUACAUCAUUACAGCCAUUUUGGGACAAACAGAAAUCUCUCAAAAAGAGUGAGCAGCAUAACCGACGGGUUUUUGAAAAGUUUAUGAAAAUGAGUCAAGUCCAGAUGACAGAUGAAGUUCGUGACUAUUUACGGAAGCCUACAUUUGACAACUGGCAGUGGGACGACUCUGAAAUGCUCAUCCUUCUCCGCCAGAUGUACAUAGAUCUCGGCUUUGUCACAAAGUUCAAUAUCGAAAUGCCUGUGUUACAUCAGUGGUUGUAUGAGAUCUACAAGAACUACAAUCAAGUGCCUUUCCACAACUUCAAGCAUUGUUUCAUGGUUGCACAAAUGAUGUAUGGCCUUACAUGGCUCAUUGAUCUGCCGUCCAUGUUAGACGAUGUCGACAUACUCACUCUCAUCACAUCCGCCAUCUGUCACGACCUUGACCACCCGGGCUAUAACAACGCGUAUCAGAUAAAUGCUCGUACCGAGCUGGCACUUCGGUAUAAUGACAUCUCUCCACUAGAGAACCAUCACUGUGCAGAAGGAUUUAAAAUAUUGGAGAAGAAACAGUGUAACAUUCUACGUAAUCUUCCCCGAGAUGAGUACCGCAGGGUACGAGAGGGUAUGAUCAAGUGUAUUCUAGCAACAGACAUGGCAAAACACAAUGAGAUUCUACACUCGUUCAAAUCCAUUGUACCUGCGUUUGACUUUAAGGACAAAGAACAUAGAUCUGUGCUGUUGAUGAUAUUAAUAAAAGUGGCUGACAUUUCAAAUGAAGUUAGACCCAUGGAAGUUGCUGAACCAUGGUUGGAUUGUUUGUUACAAGAAUUUUUCAACCAGAGUGACCUUGAAAAGUUAGAGGGGUUACCUGUCGCACCCUUCAUGGAUCGUGACAAGGUCACGAAGCCAUCGUCUCAAGUUGGUUUCAUCAAGUUUGUUUUGCUGCCAUUGUUUGAAGCUCUUGGGAGUCUCUUUCCCAAAGUAGAGCCCGAAAUCAUCGAGCCUGUGCGGAAAGCGCUGGAAUACUACACAGAGAUGCAGAAGGCAUUGGAAGAAGAAAAGAAGAAGAAAGAGAGCACUCAUGGACUAACAAAACAAAAUGGCAUCACACCUGCUCAAGUCAGUAAAGGGAAGGUGCAAACAUAGUACCCAACUGAAUUAGGAUCAAACACAAGACCAUAAGCAGACGCAGAGGAAGGGAGGUAACUCCCAUUUCAACAUUUCAAUGGACAAACCUCUACACUUUAAGGUGCUGCAAAUAUUGGACCAAGUGUUGAAAUGGAAAUGAUUACAGGCUUUGAAGGAUUGUAAUGGGAGGAGCCUGACUGUUUUCAUUCAAGGUUUCUAACACUGACAGAUUGUGAUUUUAAUGAUCAAACUUUAAGAAAACAAUGUGCAAGUUGCAAUUCUCAGAGUUACGCCAUAUCAUGACUUCCAACGAAAAACAUGUUCUGAGGAUGAAAAUAGCUCUUUUGUGGAUUAAGUUAAAGUUCAAAAUGAGUUAUUUUUAACAAUUAUGUUGAAGGUCCUAUGACAGACCUAGGUAUAUACAUAUAUAUAUAUAUAUAUGUGUGGGUGUGUAAAUACAUAUAUAUAUAUGUUUUAGAGAUCCUCAGUCGAAGAUAUAGCUUGUUAUAAAUAUCAAAACUGGUGCAAACUGUUGAGUGUGAUUCAAGAUCAGUUUGAUGACAUCUCUGUGCUGAAGAUGGAAUUUUGAACGGAAAAUUCUUCUGGAGGAUUUUGACAGCUGACAUGUCCGCUUCUGUUGAAACGUGGAGUCAAUAUUGAGGAGAAAAUCAACAGGGUUAUGUUCUAAUCUGUGUUCACAUGUGACUCAAGCUGCCAUGUGUUGUUUGAUUCAGUGUUUCGCCACCUUCAAGUCACGUGUCAGCGUGUGAUAUUGACAAGUUUGUGAUAGAAGUUGUCAUGCGUGCAUGCUGUUUGGAAUCUGGUUCGUCGUUAAAGAUAAUUGCUUCAUUGAAGCAACGUUUCAGUGUUACCAUUUAACGUGGAUUCAGUGACUGUCAUUUUUAGGUUUUUCUCCAUAUUCAGGGAUUUUUGGUUACUUUGACAAAGAACUUUGUAUAUUUUAUCAUUUGGAGAGGUACCUCAUUGUCUGAUUCUGUUUUCCUUCAUGAUAAACUUCUAUGAUAUUAGUGUGGACAUAACGGUGGAAUUUAUCCUAACAAGUGCAUGUUGAACAAACCAAGACCAAGCUCCCCUUGAAGUAAUCAUUGUGAAUAUUUAACUUGUACAUGUUAAAUAGUACUGGAGGUAGUGGGGGUAGCAUAAUGGUUAAAGCGUUCGCUCAUCACGCCGAAGACCCGGGUUCAAUUCCCCUCAUGGGUACAAUGCGUGAAGCUGUUUUUCUGGUGUCCCCUGCUGUGAUAUUGCUGGAAGAUUGCUGAAGCUGCCAUAUAACCUCACUCACUCUCUUUUAAACAUAAAGCCCUUGGGCAGAUUCACUGCCAUACAAAUGAUUGGUUAUUAAAUAGGAUUUAAAUUUACUUUGUUAAAAUUACAAAAUGAUUAUUUCUCAUGAACAAAGAUACAGAGAAAGUGAGGCAAUAUUCUUGUUUUUUAGAUUAGCCUAUUUCUUUUUUUUCAAAUACAGUGGAAGCCCUCUAAACCAGCAGCCCUCCAAUCCAGCAUGCUCUCAAUAUCGGUCCCCGCAGAA
Messenger RNA from Haliotis rubra (blacklip abalone), 3429 nucleotides. RefSeq names its product high affinity cGMP-specific 3',5'-cyclic phosphodiesterase 9A-like. Lineage: Eukaryota; Metazoa; Mollusca; Gastropoda; Lepetellida; Haliotidae. Bases 321 to 1898 code for a protein of 525 amino acids. Gene Ontology annotation, molecular function: 3',5'-cyclic-GMP phosphodiesterase activity. Gene Ontology annotation, biological process: cGMP catabolic process. The transcript is spliced from 13 exons. The record is from RefSeq and is a predicted model, not a curated record.